Messenger RNA from Uranotaenia lowii, 11408 nucleotides. RefSeq names its product disco-interacting protein 2 (gene DIP2). The transcript is spliced from 18 exons. Bases 716 to 9466 code for a protein of 2916 amino acids. Lineage: Eukaryota; Metazoa; Arthropoda; Insecta; Diptera; Culicidae. The record is from RefSeq and is a predicted model, not a curated record.
GUGCAUCGUAGUCGGUCGACGCGAUCGGUCCGUUGUAGAUUGGAGUCGGUUUAGGUGUUGUGUUACGUGUGUUUUUUUCUGCUCGAACUCGGCAUUCCAGACACCUGUGUGUUGUGGGGUCUUCCGUUAUCAAGAUCAACAACCCUGUGCAUGUGUGUAAUGAGAGUGAUAAGAACCAGAAUAAACAUCUUCUGUCGUGGAGUUUGUGAUGAAGUGGUGGGACCAGCAACUGGCUAAUGUUUGGAAUUGAAUUUGCCUUGAGGGGAUUGAUUGUAGAAGCAAAAAAAAAACAUCUUUCUCGGUUCUAUGUGCCAAGUAGAAAAGAGAGAAGAAUCGUGAGAUCAGAUCGAUGUAGAUAUCGUUGCGCAAGAAGAGCACUCUAAGUGUGUUGCCCCGAGAUGAUCUAAAAAGGCAGAAUAACUAGGCAAGGGUUGUGUAACCACGAAACGAAUUGAUCGUUUUAAUUGAGCAGUGAAAUUAAGAUACCACUCGAAUAAUUAAACCCAAUAUACCAAAGUGUAUCGACAAGGAAGAUUGAAAUUUGUGAAACCCCUACUUACAGUGAAGUUUGGAUAUGGCCGCCGAAAGACAACAGCGGAUAUUGCCGUUAGGAAAGGCCCAACCAUGAUGACAAGGUGUAAAAAUCGAUGUUCCAGUUGAUGGUCACGGGCCGGGAAUGGGAUGGACCGUGUGAGCAAAUGAAUGAACAGCCAUCAUGAAGCCGAUCACGUUCGAGUCGAUCAGGAAUCUGCUCAAGACUAAGAAGAAGCAGAAAGACAAAUCCAGUAUCGAUCAGAGCUUUAAGCGGAGCGAUUCAUUCAAGCGCAUCAGCAUCCGCAAGAGCUAUCUCGAGCGUGGUCGGAAACGUAAUGGCUCGGCGGUCCUUCGGAGUUCGAACAAAAAUUUGGUCAACAUCAAUGAAUUCGAAGACCAGGCGAAGGUGGUUAAACAGCCGGAUAAGCUAGCGAAAGCUUCUACCAGCAACGAAAGCCACCCACCUCCACCCAUAGUUAAAGAUGCUCCCUCGAGGCCGAUUCACGAGCUUACCUUCGAGGAAAAGCUGGAAUCCAACGAUGCAUCGCUGGACGAAAAAAUCCGCGCACUUCAGGAAAUUAACGACCGGUACAUCAGCGAAAAUCAAAACCUUAUCGAGCAAACUUACGAGGCUAGCAAGCAUGUGGAGAAAAUCAAAAUCAAGAAACCUCCACGGCCCUCCAAGCAGGGUCUCAAAAAGAACCGAACUAACGAAGUUCAAAAUGAAACCCAAAAUGAUCUCAAAUCGAAAAGUACCGAAUCACUGGACACGCUCACUUCCAGCGGUACGAUAGAAUCCUUAAGCCGAGCGAAAAAUAUUUCCCACGUGAAUAUCAGCGCCUCCGAUGUAAUCUUCGAAGAAGAUGAAAGUGCUGUCUACACUUUCGAACCGGAAACACAUUCCGUUAGUCGCAAGACGGAGGAUACAACGGAUGAUAAAUCGUUCUACAGCAUCAGUACCUUCACGAUCGAGAGCAACACCAUGAACAACACCCACGCUUCUUCGAAGAAAUCUUUCCGCAGCAGUUUCAGCACAACAGCCAAAAUGAAAGAGCUUCCUACAUUGGUCACAAUAAAAACUUAUUGCGAACCCAACGCUUCCAUUCAAUCUACAACACACGUGAACGAAAAAUAUCUAGAAACUAGCUUCGACAGCUAUCCAGAAGACACACUGGCCCAAAGAACGGCAAAACUCGACCUCAAUGCCAAGGAAUCAUCCAGUCUGAACAAAGCUGCAAUGAAGAGCAACAAAAUGGCUGACGUUAAAACAUCCUCGCUGAAGGACAAUCGAUCGAAGAUCAACACUCAAACGUUUAAGCUUAUUCGCAGCAAAUCCCGCGAAGGCAUUGUCAUACGAAUACCAGCAAUAGACAACGAUCCCGAACCUGGUAGUAAGCCAAAGCUCGACAGAGAAAAGGAACCGGAAAACCUCAAUCGACAGCUGAGUAACGAUUCAGCUUUGGAUCUGAUCGAUGCCGAAAUCAAGGUCGAUGAAAAAGAUAUGAAGAACAAGGCCGCGUUGGAAGCGAAAAAUCAGAAAAACAAAUACAAAAAGAAAGUCAAAAAGACCAGCAGCAAAACGGCGACGCUAGAUUUCGAAGAUUGCAAACACCACACCUUCAAGAGUCACGACAAUUUUGAACUCGAAAAGGUGAGAUCACCGACGAAAGAACGCGGGGAUCCAAAGUUCAUAUUUCCGAGUAACUAUUUCGAAGAAGAAAAUAACAUUUUCUAUGACCAAACGGUUUUCGAUGAAACGGAAGAUCCCUCCCCCGAGAACAGCAUCCCAUAUGCGCUCCGCAUCAAAGAAAAUCCUUUCACCAAGAACAAGGAGUUCUACUCCAUCAAUACCGGAAGGAUAUGGAAGCAGUUGAACUUGGGACAGGAGGAGGAUCUUUCCAUACUUUCAGCAGCACCGAGAAUGCCUGUUCCGAAAACAAAAAAUGAAUCCUUCAAAUCGAUGUCCUCAAGGGACUCCGGGUUCAGCCUAACACUAACCAAACCUAAGAAUCUUUUCCGAAGGAAAUCCAAAAAAGCAACACUUCUACAGAGAAGGAAACCCAAACUGGCUGUCAGUAAAGAUGGAUACUUUAAGCGGGUUAUGGUCGUACAGCGUAAUUCUUCCAAGAGAAAGCGAUCCCUUCGGAAGACGCGAAUGGCUAGCAAGGAUAUUUUUCGAAAAAUGUACGACGAGAAUUGGAUCAAACUUGGAGAUGGUUUCGACGAUGAGUGUGCUCCAGAUUUUGCCCGAGAUUUUGAAAUUUUUUGCAACGACCGAAGGUAUGAUCAGGAAAUUCAUGAUCUUGAAGCUUUCUACGAGGAGCACCUGAAGCGGUUGACCCAUUACUAUAUCCAAAAGAAGAAAAUGAACGAGGCAGCUAUCAAGGAGUUCUACCGGGACUAUAGUGCCGACGAUUUGGAGGAAGAUAAUGAUUAUUACGAUUCCUUCAUCGCGACACGCAACGAUACCAUCCGAUUCAAGAACGAUAUUCAGAAAAGGUACUUUCAAGGCAAGGAGAGCGAAACGUCGUUGGAGUUUAUGUUUCCGCAUCCGGACAAGCGAAAAGCCGGUGCAAGUACCUCGGCGAAGCAGAAAGGGAAAGCGAAACGGCACUUAUUUCACGAAGUUCGCCCAUACGGAAGCGCUGUGGAACCACUAGGCCAUCACCAGCACAGUUCCGGGCCGGGAGCCACUAAUGGUUUCGAUGGCCAGGUUGAAAUGCGAUUACGCCAAACAUCAUCAGCGGGGGAUAAUUUUCAAUUACUGGCCCCUGUAAAAAUUGAUCGAUCUCGACAUGAGACGAAGAAUGGCAAGAAAGAAGGUCAAGUGCAUGAGAUCUCGCUUGCCAGCAUGUUUCCGUCGGUUGAUGGGAAGCUGAAAAACGGUGCCGGAGAACAUGGGCGUAAUGGCGAUGAUGAUGAUGAUGACGAUGAUGAAGAUGACGACGACGAUGAUGGAGAGUUUAGUGAAAAUGAAUUUCUAAUUAAUAGCAUCGGUGAAAACUUGUAUUGCGUGCGGUGCGACAAGGUUAACAGUGACUGUGAAUGUUACGACGAUACGACGGAAACGCCCAAUGAUAUCAGUAACGACAAUGACGAUGAUGAAAAUCCGACGGCGAACAACAAUGCUCCAGGUGAAGAAAACGAUGAUGAAGAUGAAAAUUACUGUGACGUUUUCGAUUGUAACGAUAUCAAUAUUGUGCACGUGAAUCAUAAGAAAAAAGUUAAAAGGAAGAAAUCGAAGAAACGGGUCCGGAAAAAUCAUUCGACCUUGAGACGAGGCAACUAUUGGGGAGACAUCACACAGAAAGGAUACGAGAAGAAGAGGACGCGACUUUUGCAGCCAUAUUUAGCCAAAAACGCACAGCAAGGUGGCGGUGGUGGAGGAAAUAAUCCCGGUUAUGUAAAUGACAUCCAAUCACACCUGCACCAUCCUUCAUCCCAGCAAAAGCAGAACAUUUUCGCCUCUUCCGGAAGUGGUGGAGGUGGAGGAGGAGGUGGUGGUGGCGGCGGAAGUAGAGAUCAUAACGAUCGCUCCAGUAGUGGCCAUCACCACCAGCAGCAGAUCCAACAGAACCGCACCAGGCGUAGCACCCAACGCAAGGUCACGCACAAUGAGAAAAGAUACCAUUCAGCCGCUGGACGGCCCGAUGUGUAUCAUCAUCUUCACCAACAACACCAACAUCCAGUCGAAAUCCAGUCCACGCAACAGGCUCGGCCAGGUCACUAUCAGUCAACGACUACUUCAUCCGGUUCCGGGUCUUCCGCCGAACAUCAUCGAAAAGAUGGACCAGCAUCGCUCGGUACCAGCUUCAGCAAUAUGGCGCUGCAUUCGCCGGCCAUUGUUGCCGCUGCAGCCGCCCUCGCGAAAUCACCCUCUAAAUCUGGCAUACCGGUGGCGGAACGGACGGCUCAAAUAAUCGACAACCCUGUGAUAAUGCGUCAGAAACCGCACAACCAUCCUCAUCACCAACAACAGUAUUUAAGACAACAGCCGUUGCCACAGGCGGCCGCGGCGGCUGGUAUUAUGAAUCAACAGCCGCCGCCCCCACCGCUAGAGACGAACUUCGAUCGAACAAGUAAUAAUAACCAAGAGCCCGCUAGUAAUAGUAGAAAUAAUAGAAGAAUCGGGCGACACGAGAGUCGUUACACCAGUGAAGUACGUCAGGAAGCUGUACAGCAAGCAUUAGCUGCAUUAAAAAACCGCCCCAAACCUAGCUUACCAAUGCCAUCCAAGCGCAGCUCAGUGCUUAACCGUAGUCCCGAGCGCGAUCAUGACGACUCAGAUUCCAGUACCGAAGACGAAUCCAUUCCUGAGGAAGGAGUUCUGGGCGGAAGGAUCUCUACACCCGAUCGUGAUAACUACAAUCUCCCAAGGGAUCACAUACUUGGGCGGGAACCGAUGAAACUCCCCUCAUCCCGAGAUCACCAUCACUCUCAAAAACAGCCAAACCAACCUUUGCCUGUAGAAAGGCGGCCUCCUCAAAGUAUACCGAUCCAAACAACGACUCAACAUGCAACCCUCUCCGAUACCUCCAGUGCGGGAUCUCCGCCAGCUGUUCACAGAACCUACUACAAUCAGAAGAACAGCUAUGAUAUCACCGAUAUUUCCGAAUAUCACCCACGUGCGUACGCUGAACCCGAUAUCACACAAUUCAGUGCCAAUACCAGACGAGGUGCAGAUCGCGUCACUCGUUACGUGAACCUCUCAAACCAAGAACCCGGAGAUACGGGUACAGCUGGCCGCUGGAAAGUAUCCGCAAAAAUCCAACAAUUGCUCAACACAUUGAAGCGACCCAAACGACGGCCGUUGCCUGAGUUUUAUGAAGACAAUGACAUAGAACUUGAAAUAGCUGCGAACCCCAAAGAUCCCAAUGCGCCCAAACCAGAAGGUAGCGUCAUGACACCCGUACAAGGUGAACAACUUAUCGUACCCUCGGGACUGCCAAGAACGCUCGAGGCAGCCUUGCAAAGGUAUGGUACCAGCUCUUUCAAGGCCCCUAUGGCCACUGUUCUAGAUCCUAAUGGUAAAAUGACCACGACACUUACCUACGGCAAAUUGCUGUCCCGCGCACAAAAGAUCGCCUACGCUUUGUCGACAAAGGUAUUCAGCAAAGGUCCGGAACAAAUUUCGCUCAAGCCGGGAGAUCGGGUAGCCCUUGUCUACCCGAACAGUGAUCCUCUCAGCUUCCUUACGGCAUGGUACGGUUGUAUGUUCCGCGGAUUGGUGCCAUUGCCAAUCGAGUUGCCCCUGUCUAGUUCGGAUUCGCCUCCGCAACAGGUCGGUUUCCUGCUGAGCUCUUGCGGUGUCCAGGUAGCAUUGACUUCAGAAGCCUGCUUGAAAGGUUUGCCAAAAUCUUCCACCGGCGAAGUGGCAAAACUGAAAGGCUGGCCCAGGCUUCACUGGUUCGUAACGGAGCAUUUGCCUAAGGUCCCGAAAGACUUUAACACCAACAAUAAUCGGAUCAGCGAAGAUUCUAUUGCGUACAUAGAAUACACCACGGACAAGGAAGGCAGCGUCAUGGGUGUUACCGUAACACGCCAGUCCAUGAUCAACCAUUGCCGAGCGCUGACAAUGGCUUGCCAUUACACGGAAGGCGAAACUAUUGUUUGUGUUCUGGACUUCAAGCGGGAAGUUGGACUAUGGCACAGUGUCCUAACAUCCGUUUUGAAUGGAAUGCACGUUUUGUUUAUUCCGUACGCUUUGAUGAAACUGAAGCCAUCGUCAUGGAUGCAACUUAUCACGAAAUACCGUGCUUCAUGCUGUUUGGUCAAGAGCCGAGAUCUGCAUUGGGGUCUACUGGCAACCAAGGACCACAAGGAAAUUUCGUUGUCAUCACUUAGAAUGCUGUUGGUUGCAGACGGUGCUAAUCCAUGGUCCCUCUCAAGCUGCGAUCAAUUCUUGAGCGUAUUCCAGUCUAAAGGACUGCGGGCGGAUGCCAUUUGUCCAUGUGCCAGUAGUUCAGAAGUUUUCACCGUGUCACUGAGGCGUCCAGGCCGUUCUGCAGGUGGAUACAGUCAGUCUGCAACCGGUCGUGGAGUUCUCUCGAUGGCAGCUCUUUCGCAUGGAGUUGUACGAGUAGACAGUGAAGAUUCAUUGACUUCUUUAACGCUUCAAGAUUGUGGCCAAGUUAUGCCUAGUGCAACAAUGGUGGUGGUCAAUGCAGAAGGCCCUCCAGUGCUUUGCAAAACAGAUCAAGUUGGUGAAAUAUGCGUCACUUCGGGAUCAACUGGAACAACCUACUACGGACUAGACGGAAUGACAAACGCAACCUUCAAAGUUCAACCGCUUACAGAACCUCCUCCGGCCAAAGAAGGUGAACCACAGACCCCGGGCAAACCAAUCAGUGACGAAUCGUAUGUGCGUAGUGGAUUGCUUGGCUUUUUAGGCCCGGGUGGCCUAGUGUUCGUGUGUGGUUCAAGAGAUGGUUUGAUGACCGUUACUGGUCGGAAGCACAAUGCUGAUGACAUUAUCGCCACAGUGCUGGCUGUGGAACCGAUGCGAUUCAUUUAUCGUGGCCGUAUUGCUGUCUUUAGCAUACGAGUUUUACGGGAUGAGAGAGUCUGUGUAAUAGCAGAACAACGACCGGACUGCUCCGAAGAGGAAUCAUUCCAAUGGAUGUCCAGAGUUCUCCAAGCGGUUGAUUCCAUCCAUCAGGUUGGAAUUUACUGCCUGGCUCUGGUCCCACCUAAUCAUUUGCCGAAAACACCACUGGGAGGAAUUCAUUUGACUGAAGCUAGACGGAGAUUCUUGGAAGGAUCCUUGCAUCCUGCCAAUGUACUCAUGUGCCCCCAUACUUGUGUAACUAAUCUGCCAAAGCCGAGAGAACUUCAUCAUGGUUCUAUCCAACAACUUCAAAUUUCUGGCACUACGCCAUCGUCGUCCACCUCUAUAAAUACUACCGGAACAGAUGCCUCGGUGGGGCCCGCCUCGGUCAUGGUUGGCAAUCUGGUGCAGGGUAACCGGCUGGCGUCCGCUCAGGGACGCGACAUUGGGCUGGCGGACGACAACGAACGCAAGCAUCAACUAAUAACUGGCGUGUUGCGGUGGCGUGCAAAUUCAUCCCCGGAUCAUGUCCUCUACACUCUGCUGAACUCCAAGGGGGCGGUUGCUAAGACUUUGACCUGUUCCGAGCUGCACAAGCGAGCCGAGAAGAUUGCAGCACUGUUGCAGGAACGCGGAAAAGUCAACCCUGGCGAUCAUGUUGCACUGAUUUUCCCACCGGGUUUGGAUUUGAUUUGCGCCUUCUACGGCUGCCUCUAUCUUGGAGCGAUUCCUGUGACGAUAAGGCCACCACACCCACAGAACCUCAUAACUACUCUGCCCACCGUACGGAUGAUUGUGGAUGUGUCCAAGAGUGGAAUCAUCUUGUCGAUUCAAAGUAUCAUAAAGCUGCUCAAAUCUCGGGAAGCAGCUACAUCAAUUGAUCCGAAGAGCUGGCCUGUUAUCUUAGACAUUGAAGACAAUCCGAAGCGUAAACUAGCAGCGAUAGCCAACAGUACACUGGAUUCGACGGCGUAUAUUGAUUUCAGCGUAUCCACAUGUGGUCGUCUGAGCGGAGUUAUUAUUUCGCAUCGGUCACUUUCAAGUUUGUGUGCUAGUUUGAAACUUGCAUGUGAAUUGUAUCCUAGUCGUCAUGUAGCCCUCUGUCUGGAUCCUUACUGUGGUUUAGGCUUCUCAAUGUGGACACUGAUCAGUGUUUACAGUGGACACCAUUCGAUUCUGAUAGCACCGUACGAGGUUGAAGCAAACCCGAGUUUGUGGCUAAGUACGUUAUCGCAAUACCGAGUACGUGACACGUUCUGCUCAUAUGGUGUUAUUGAGUUAUGCACCAAAGCACUAAGCAAUUCGAUUCAGAUGCUAAAGCAGCGUAACGUGAAUCUAGGGUGUGUCCGCACGUGCGUUGUCGUGGCCGAAGAACGCCCACGAGUCCAGCUAACUCAACAGUUCUGCAAGCUGUUCCAGGCGCUGGGGCUUAACACUCGAUGCGUUUCGACUUCUUUCGGAUGUCGUGUGAAUCCGGCCAUAUGCGUGCAAGGAGCAAGCUCUGCCGAAAGUGCUCAGGUCUAUGUAGAUUUGCGUGCUCUGCGAAACAAUCGAGUGGCACUGGUGGAACGUGGCGCACCGAAUUCGCUAUGUCUAGUUGAAUCCGGCAAACUGCUACCUGGAGUCAAGGUGAUCAUUGCUAAUCCCGAUAGCAAGGGUCAAUGUGGCGAUUCUCACCUGGGAGAAAUAUGGGUUCAAUCACCUCAUAAUUCCAACGGGUAUUUCACGAUUUACGGUGACGAAACAGAUUACAACGAUCAUUUCACUGCAAAAUUAGUCACUGGUUACAAUACAAGCGAACCAUGGGCACGAACCGGUUAUUUAGGAUUCCUUCGACGAACUGAAUGCUCCCAAGCGUGCUCUGUUCUAGACGAAACUACACCAAGCAUUGCCAGCAAGGACUCCGACACCGAGUCCAUACAUUCACAGGGUCAAAACACGCUGAAUUCUACGACAAGUUCCAACGCUGCCAAUACAACUAUUGGAGGUAGUAGUGGGAAUGAGCAGGAACUGCAUGACGCCGUCUACAUCGUUGGUGCAUUGGACGAAGUUAUUACGCUGCGGGGCAUGUACUAUCAUCCAAUUGAUAUCGAAAACUCCGUGCUUCGAUGCCACAAGAAGAUAGCCGAGUGUGCCGUUUUCACGUGGACGAAUCUAUUGGUUGUUGUUGUGGAACUGGAUGGCAACGAAUCGGAAGCUCUGGAUUUGGUACCACUUGUGACGAAUACGGUCUUAGAGGAGCACCAACUGAUCGUUGGCGUGGUCGUGGUUGUCGAUCCCGGCGUGGUUCCUAUUAACAGCAGAGGCGAGAAGCAGAGGAUGCACCUGAGGGAUGGAUUCCUGGCCGACCAGCUUGAUCCUAUCUAUGUUGCCUACAACAUGUAAAUAGAUGAUAACAUUAUUUCCUCUGCACAAACGUGUACGGAAAAGCGAAGCUGCCGGUUGAGUGUGAUCUGUGCCUCUUAUUUGUUAGCCAUGUAAGCGCUAAAUUUCCGAGUGCUGAUCAAGCCCUCGAGGAAACCGAAAUAAGGGCUAUCAUACAAAACAUUAGAUCAUUGCCAAAUACUGGGAUAACAUCGACCAGCAGAAGGAAGGGCAAAUUGAUACAAAUUGUUUAAAAGAAAACCCAACGCACAUCACACAGCAUAACAAGCAAGCACGUGCCCAGUUGUUUCAACAUAAGUGUUGAAGUCAAAUUAACACAAAACCUCGACGAUUGUGUUUCAGUUGGUAGAUAACUGCUCCGCAGAUAUGCCACACAUCCAUACUGUUACGUACGAACGCAAACUUUUUAUUUCUCGAUGCCGGGAAAUUCGACAGCAAUGAUGUUCUGAAGGCAAUGCACUGUAUAUAUAAAUAUUUUCUGUAAAUUGUUUGAACUAAAAAAUGACCUACUUUCAUUGAAAUUGGAUAAACUUGUAAUUUUAAUAUUGUAAUUUGGUGAUUUAUGUGAUUGUCGUCGCUGUAACGAGCUUAGUUGAUAAUAUUCCCUUCGCCAUGUCUACUUAGUGACACGUGAGAAUUAUAUUCUCCAUUAGAAGAAAAUUUAAAUGCUGUGAAGAUAUAGCGAGUUUGAUUGAAUUCGGAGCCGAACAUGUCGUAAGUGCUUUCAGUAUUUCCUUACAACUAUACUUUGUUUGAUUCGAUAACUUCAGCUGACUUUUUUUUCGACACAUUGUUAAUUUUAACGUUAAAAUCUAGUCUAUUUUGAUUUGUUUUGUAUGUUUUAUUAUUCCGGAUGGACUUCCAUUCUACUUUGUAUAAAUAUUGAUCUUCUUUUAGUUGUGAAUUUUACCUGUUAAUGUUAAUUAUAUUCUUAACAUCAUCCCCAUUAUAGUCUGUCAGAUCUCUGUUCCUUGAAUCGCACAGCUACCACAUAAAACACUCUGUUUUAAAUAUACUUAUCAAACAUUUUGAGGUUUUUAUUUAACCAGCGCAAUUACGUCAUCUAGAAAUAUCAGUAUUUUUUCCUUUUUUUUAUUUUAUUCCAUCAGGAAUAAGUAUAAAUUGCAUAGUGCAUUUUUGGUUUCUAAACAAAGCAAAAGGGCUCUAUCUGAGUGCCACAACUAUAAUUUCAUCUGAAAAAUCUGAUAACACAGAAAUGUAAGGAAACAAUGUUCAAAUUUCCUAAACUAAUCAAAAAUGGAAAUUCUUGUACAGUGCAAAUCAUAUUAGUGACGACCUUGAAAAAUAACUACUAAGGUGUGUAUGAGUUCAAGCUUUUACAUUAUGUACUCUAUUACAGUAGAGCGUAAGUCGCAUUAUCGAUUCCAGAACCGAGUCACCAUGUGAGAAAAUAGACAAUUAAUUAGUUACACCUUUUAUAAAAUUCCACUUUUAACUCUUUCUCUCUUAUUCGCAAACAUACAUAAACUGAAACAUUAAAAACACAAUUGAUAAUUAUCGAGUACGAAAUCGAUUCAAGCGUAAAAAUUUAUCUCUGCUAUCAUUAUAAUGGAAUGGAAAAUGAAACCCCCACGGCCAACGAAAAAGAAUGUGGUUAUUCCGUUAGUUUGAACACCUGAUAUAUUAAACGAACACAAAAUUAAACCGUAAAUUAAUAGACAACAACUAGAAUGGUGGUAUGUACUUUAUAAUCGUUGUUUUUGCGUCAGCAAUCACUAGUACUCGGAAAGGUAAAACGAAAAAGAACAAACUAUUACAUUUGCAAGUUGAAGCGCAUUGAACAAGAAAAAAAAUUCAAACCCCUGAACAAGCGGUGUACUGCUCAUUAAUUUCUGGUAUUGUAUUUUCUUAGUGACAAACUAAUGAAUAAAAUAGUUUGAAGUACAUAUUUAAUUUAGUGAAUAUAUGUAUGUAUUUAGAA